AUUGUAAACAACGUGCGAGCCCAUAGACUGUAGUGUGAGCCCAGUCUGAACAGCGGAGGGAACAUCUUGUAUUAGUCUUUGAACCACACAGUGUAUUUUAGGGGUACUCUGCGAGAUGGUGCUGCUGCAUUUGAAGCGCGGAGAUGAGAGCCAGUUUCUUUUCAACACCACAGUGGACGCGCCUCUGGAGACGGCCAUCCAGCAAAUUACAGCCAUUUACAACGGGAGGCUAAAAGUGGACAGAAUAUGUUCAGAGAUCCCAGAGUUAGCAGACCACGGCAUUACUCUGCCACCCAACAUGCAGGGGCUGACAGGGGAGCAGAUUGUGGACCUAAACCUGAGAGAUGAAUGGGAAGAUCAGUGCGUACCCAGCGGAGGGCCGGUACUGAGGAAGGAUGAGAUCGGGAGGAGGAAUGGACAAGCUCCAAAUGAUAAAAUGAAGGAGGUAUUAAUGAGAACAGUGGAGGAGGCAAAGGCACUUAUCUCCAAAAAACAAGUUCCAGCUAAUGUGUGCCUUACCAUGGAGAUGGUAAAAGAAGCUCUAGAUCAGCUAAGGGGUGCGGUCAUGAUUGUGUAUCCCAUGGGACUGCCUCCUCAUGACCCUAUCAGGAUGGAGCUUGAGGACCGGGAAGACCUUUCAGGAACACAGGCGUCACUGCAGGUGAUCACGGAGGGCGAGUGCCAGCUAUGGUGGGCUGGCAAAGAGAUGCAGAGAGGGAAAAAACUGCAGGACUACAUAGGCAAAAAUGAAAAGACCAAACUUGUGAUUAAAAUCCAAAAGAAAGGGCAGGGGGCGCCAGCGAGAGAGCCUCUGCUCACUGAUGAGCAGCAGAAAAACAUGAUGAUGCAUUACCACAGAAGACAGGAGCAGCUCAAGAAACUUCAGGACGCGGAUGAUGAUAGCUAUAUGGACUCAGACUGGUCUGACAGACAGGCCCUCAAAAGACAGUUUCAAGGCCUCACAAACAUAAAAUGGGGACCGAGAUAAAGAUGACUGCCACUCUGAUUGCCACCUUGGAACCGCUGCUCUUCCUUGUUCCUUUACUACGAUGUGUAUGCAACUGACUAAGAUGCCUUAUGAAGAUCUUGACGUCUGUCUGUGUCUUCCAGAGAAUAUUAUGCACAGCAGAUGUGUUCAUACAACAAUUCAUGCACAGAAAGAUGGUGUUGUGUAAAUGCUUUUCUGAGUUUCUGGCAAAAAAACGAGCAGUUUACUGAAAUAUAAAGAAUGUGUUGGACACCUUGUAUGAAAAAACGGGUAAUGACAUCACACUGACGCGGAUAUUAUAAACCUGAUUUAUUUGAUCUUGAAUCUGAUCCUGUACACCUUCUGAUUGUAUCACCCUGUUAUAAGUUACAUUUUUUUAAUUGAAGCUGUGAAAACAAAAUAAACUUUAGUCUAAGUUUCCAUGUGUGUGUUAAAAAUAUAAUAAAAUAACAUCCACUGUGACUUGUAUACACAGUGUUCAUAAAGUUUCUGUUAAUAAAGUGUUAAUGAACAUUCAGUAGUUUAAGAAGUGCAAGAACAAGGAUGCUACACCUUUCCUCUCUUUGUCUCCUGUCAGUGACACACACCUCUGAAAUUCGCUACUGCUCUGAGACAGGAAGUUCACACGCAGUAAAUGCCGUUCCAACUCAACCCAGAAGGGAUGAGGAAGCGGUCAAGUUCAGAACGUUUCAUUAACCGGAGGCUUAAACCGUGUGGAACUACUGACGGAGCUGAUACAGUGAUUCAGAGAGGUGUGGCAGGUUUUAAGGAGCACAACACACACACAAGACACCCUGGAUGUAAUGUGUAGUUUUAAAGGAUCAUUUCAACUAUUGUACAUUUACCUCGGAUGGUUCCUUAGAGAGACAGUAAUCAGUUUUGGCAGGUGAAAAUGGAAUACAUGCCUUAGGUCUCUGGUAUGAACAGCUGCCAUUAAUCUAGUAGUUAUACUAUAGGGAAAACACUGUAAUGUUUCUAUUUUUGUCUGUCAUAAUAAAUCAAAUCAUUGUAGACUGAAUAUGUUUUCAAAUGGACACCGAAAUAUUUUUACCACUGUUAGGAAAGAUAACACUUAAUACAUAAACCACACAUUUGUUCAUGAUGUAAAACACAUUUUUAACUGCAUGGGAGUUCAGAGAUGAGAGGAACAGACUGACAUUCCCUGAC
Scomber japonicus (chub mackerel) is the source of this 2155-nucleotide messenger RNA. RefSeq names its product cilia and flagella associated protein 298 (gene cfap298). The transcript has 8 exons. The record is from RefSeq and is a predicted model, not a curated record. Gene Ontology annotation, biological process: regulation of cilium movement. Lineage: Eukaryota; Metazoa; Chordata; Actinopteri; Scombriformes; Scombridae. Bases 116 to 988 code for a protein of 290 amino acids.